GAGAGGGAGAGGGGAGAGUGAUAGAGGCAGAGUGAGUGAGUGAGAGAGAGAGAGAGAGAGAGUGUGAGAUAGAGUCUCUCCUCGUCUCCGGUGCUGUGCGCAUUCGGAGCUGCCAUGAAUCCCGCCGCCGCGUUUCCGAUCCUGAUCUCCGCGCUGCUGCUGCCCGCCCACGGCCUCUACAUCGCCAGUAGCCUAGAUUCCCUGCAGCACGUGCUGGGGGACUAUGGACUGGUGAGGCCCGUGCUGAGCGACGCGCACGGCCGCUUCCUGUCGCACGCGGUGUCAGCGGGUGCAGCACGCGGGCAGUUCCGUAGGCGCUGGCGAAGAGAGGCGGAAACAGCCGACGAACCGCGAGGAGACGGAGAGAGGCUCUACUAUAACGUCACCGUCUUCGGCCGGGAGUUCCACCUGCGCCUGCACCCCAACACGCGUCUGGUGGCUCCCGGAGCCAAGAUGGAGUGGCAGACGCCGGGCGGCACGCGCACCGAGCUGAUAAACACCGAAUGCAUGUACGUGGGCGAUAUCACGGAUGUGCAAGGAGCCUCGGUGGCCAUCAGCAACUGUGACGGCCUGGCGGGGAUGAUCCGAACCGAGAAGGAGGAGUUCUUCAUCGAGCCGGUAGAGACGGGACAUCAUGUGACGGAGCAAGAGGACGGUGGCGGCGGUCGUCCUCACAUUGUGUACCGUACUGCUGCCGUGAAGAAGCCUCCCGCUAGCCCACUAGCCACGGACCUUCGUUCCAGAGGUGCUGAUCUAGGAGGUCUGUUAGAUUUGGAGACUCUCUAUGAAGGAGUAGAGCGGAGCGUCAACCAGAGCCGGAGAUCUCGUCGCCAGUCUCCCGAGCGGGCCUACAACAUCGAGGUGCUGCUCGGGGUCGACGAUUCGGUGGUGCAGUUCCAUGGAACGGACCGCGUCGAAAAGUAUCUGCUUACGCUUAUGAACAUUGUGAAUGAAAUCUACCAUGACCAUUCUCUUGGAGCGCGGAUCAACGUGGUCCUCGUUCGGAUUGUCUUGGUGGAUGCCAAAAAGUCUUCGAAUCUGAUCGAGCUGGGAAACCCGUCUCAGAGUCUGGAGAACGUGUGCCGCUGGGCGUUUGAGCAGCAGAGAAAGGACACUAACGAUAAAGACUACCAUGACCACGCCAUUUUCCUUACUCGCCAAGAGUUCGGACCAACGGGGAUGCAGGGUUACGCUCCAGUGACUGGUAUGUGCCACCCAGUCAGAAGCUGCACGCUGAACCACGAGGACGGCUUCUCCUCCGCCUUCGUAGUGGCCCACGAGACCGGUCAUGUGCUGGGAAUGGAGCAUGAUGGUCAGGGGAAUCGUUGUGGUGAUGAGGUGCAGAUGGGCAGCAUCAUGGCUCCCCUGGUGCAGGCCGCCUUCCACAGAUUCCACUGGUCCCGAUGUAGCCAACAGGAACUGGGCCGCUAUUUACACUCUUACGACUGCCUGCGGGACGACCCGUUCGAGCACACGUGGGAGGAGUUACCGCAGCUCCCGGGCCUGGACUACUCCAUGAACGAACAGUGUCGCUUCGACUUCGGUGCCGGAUACAUGAUGUGCACAGCGCUGCAAAAGGUGGGGCCAUCAGGAGCGCAGUACCGUCCCUUUGACCCAUGUAAGCAGCUGUGGUGUGCUCAUCCAGACAAUCCCUUUUUCUGCAAGACGAAAAAAGGGCCACCGAUUGAUGGGACGAUAUGCGGAGACGGCAAGCAUUGCUUUAAAGGACACUGUGUGUGGCUGACUCCAGACAUCAUAAAGCGAGAUGGGAACUGGGGCAUCUGGAGCGAGUACGGUUCCUGCAAUCGGCCUUGCGGCAGAGGGGUCCAGUUCCGCACUCGUGCUUGUGACAAUCCACGUCCUGCUAAUGGCGGACGCACAUGCCCAGGCUCCAACUACCAGUUCCGUGUGUGUAACAUUCAGGAGUGUGAGGAUCCAUACCAGGACUACAGGGCCGAGCAGUGCAGCUCAAUGGACAGCAAGUUCGAACACCACAACAUGAAACACCACUGGCUGCCUUACGAGCACCCUGACCCUAAACAGCGCUGCACCUUGUACUGCCAGUCUAAAGAGACACGAGUGGUGGUGAACAUGCAGGAGCUUGUGGAACCAGGCAGCCGCUGCUCCUACAAAGAUCCCUACAGCGUGUGUGUGUAUGGCGAAUGCGAGAAAGUGGGCUGUGAGAACGUGGUGGGCUCACCAGUUCAGGAGGACAAGUGCGGUGUGUGUGGCGGGUAUGGGACCAAGUGCAAGACUCACAGGUUCAACUUCACCUUCACAGAUAAAAAAGGUGUCAUUAAAGUGCUUGAAAUUCCUAGAGGAGCAAGGCAUCUGUUAAUCCAGGAGCUCAACGAAACGACUAAUGUUUUGGCCGUGAAGAACAAAGCAACCGGUGAUUUCUUCCUAAACUCUCAUGGGGAUUACCCAGAAACCCGUUCAGUCAUUGAGAAAGGGCUGGAGUGGCAGUACGAGAACAAGAACUACAAAGACACCAUUCAGGCCAUUGGACCUCUGAAGAAUGAUGUGGUUGUUAUGAUCCGGAUACACAGCUCAGCACAGGCCAAGGUGUCAAUCAAAUACAUUACCGACUUUGACCGGCUGAUCGACAGAGCCAACGAGAACAACAUGGUGCCUGACAACGCAGUGCCGUACUCCUGGGUAGUCAAGAAGUGGACCCCGUGCUCCAAGAGCUGUGGGACAGGCACGCAGAUGACACGCUAUGGCUGCCGUAAGAACGCUGAGAUGAGGCUGGUGCAUCGGCGCUUCUGUGAGAAAAUCAAAAAGCCUUCUGCCAUUUUCAGAGACUGCUAUCUACGAGAAUGUGCUCAGCCCAUCUGGGUGACUGGAGAUUGGGGUGAGUGCAGUAAGUCCUGUGGUAAAUUCGGGACUCAGACACGCUCAGUACGCUGCGUCCAGCCGCUCAAAGACGGAAAGUUCAAGUCGAUCCGGAGUCGAUACUGCAACGAUGAACGGCCCGAGGCGAGGCGCGACUGCAACCGCAUGCUCUGUCCUGCUGAGUGGAAACUGGGGCCGUGGUCACAGUGUUCAGUGACAUGUGGCAAAGGGACACAGGAGAGACAGGUGCUCUGUCAUACUCGCGACAACACAAUCGGACUGUGUUUGGAAUCCAAACCUCUUUCACUGAGAUCCUGCAGUAUGGACCCAUGCCCCAAAGGCAUGUCGGACUUUAACAAACACGGAAACUUCCUGAUCCAAUGGCUGUCGCGACAUGACCCUAAGUACCCGGUGCAGAGGUUCUCAAACAUACGAUGUCACACGGAUCGCUCUGUGUUGUGCAAGAUGGCGAUGCUCCAGCAGUAUUGCGUGAUAGCUGCCUUCCAACGCAUGUGCUGCAAAUCCUGCAGCGCUGUCAAUAUAACAAGCGUCUCUACACCGAUGCGUCAUUCUCAAACUACACCUAUAGUUAGCACUAGAAGACCGCGUUUCAAAGUGAAAACCACAAGACCCCCAUCUGCUACGUUGACAAGUGCCACUACAGAAGGCAUUGCGUAUAACACUUGGGAGUAUACAAUCCUUACGACAGGUACUAAGGUAGAAGAUACAUCUCCAAACAUUUCAAUAAACACACCAAGCAACUUGUAUCCAGAGCUAAGCACACCUACGCCAUUCGCCCUCACAACCCAGACUGCAAUUCCUAAUGUCACCGCGUCCAUUAUAGAUAACGCGACACAAAACACCCCAGUUAAUGUUUAUACAGAUAACAGCAGCAUUACUGGACUGGAUGAGGUGGACUUCACUUUGUGGACCAGCCCCACUGCUAAGGUUGCUGAAUCCCGAGUCGUCACUGGUUCCCACCCUGGAAAAGUCAGAACAAUGAUCCAAACCAGUGGAUACGAUGAGUUCACCACUUCAAGCUGGCAGAAGACAGAAACAGUCAAUAAUACUAGCAUGGCACUAAUAUUCACAACACUAACACCAGCUUUUGAAGAAAUAUCCACUCCAGAAAAAGGUAUUAAACCAUCAUCUAUCAUGACACUCUCAUCCAUCACAGUUCCAACCACAGCGAUGACGUCAGCACCAGCAAUAGAGAAGGUUUCAACAAGCAGGCCAACCAACAAGGUGGAGGACAACAAUGCCAUAGAGGUGCCUUUCCAAGUUAAUGGUGUGGAUAACGAGUUCCCCGAGAACAACAACAUCAUUACAAGAAGAGGGCGGAUCUUUCUGCGGGAACGGACACGCAACAAGCGGAUCCAGGAGCUUCUUGAGGAAAAGAGAAACUUUUUACGCCGAAUGAAAAGAGCGCAGGGCUUUUAAAGUCUGCUCUUCUCUUAUAGAGAUUUCCACUCCACAACUCAAUUUUGGUGCUUGGGUCAAGAACUGGAAAAAGGCUUGUGUGCUUCGCUUGUUUACUUUACAUUAAAGAGCAAACUGAACUUUGCCGAGCCAAAACCACUAGCAACUGUUUGCACAGUAGCUUUAUGCAUCGAUCAUUUUGAAGCAAGGGACCUCAGGUUAAAAGAUUUUUUGUUUGUUUGUUUGUUUUGUAGAUGACCCACAAAAUUGAGAGGUCACUAGUUUGAGUGAGAUUGCAAACAAUGUAAAAAGCACGCACAUCUCAGAAAUACAGAUUCUAAAAAAAUUACACCAAAAAUUUGAAGACCUGGCAAACUCACUUUCACGUGGGCCUUCCCAAAAGUCAUAUGCACACAACUGUCUUUGCACAAAAUGCCUUUGCAGCCUAAAGCAUUGCAAGUUCAAUUAACUGAAACUAAGGAUCUCAAUUUUAUUUCAGAGCGCUCCAUGAAGACACUUGAGUGUUCUAAAGCUAUUUAAAUGUAAAAUAAAUAUAAAUUCUAUGGAUACUUCCUUCACUCCUCAGGAUUUAGAAUAUGGUGAACUUUUUGUACGAAGUGCCAUAAUUAAGAGCAUGGAGCCAUUAAACUGACAUAAUUUAUAAGAUAAAUAUUUUUUUUUGUUUGCAUUCAAUUAACAUUAUUGCAGUCAAACUUGAUAAUAACUAGAAACCCUCAAUAAUAAAUUAAAUUAAUAACCUAAAAAAAUUGGAACCCCUCUUGCAAUGGCUCAUUGAGUCCUAUACAGUAGGUCCCUGGCCCCCAAUUUAAGAACCUUUGGUCUAUAUUAAUAUAAAGUACCACGAAUAUUAAUAUAAUAAUAUGCCCCUGUUUAAAGCAUGCAUUUAGCCAUGCUGGUCUAAAAAACAACUUUUAACCAUACACAUUAUGUCUUGUACA
Clarias gariepinus (North African catfish) is the source of this 5213-nucleotide messenger RNA. RefSeq names its product A disintegrin and metalloproteinase with thrombospondin motifs 2-like. Gene Ontology annotation, molecular function: metalloendopeptidase activity. The record is from RefSeq and is a predicted model, not a curated record. Gene Ontology annotation, cellular component: extracellular matrix. The coding region runs from base 115 to 4275 and encodes 1386 amino acids. Gene Ontology annotation, biological process: proteolysis; extracellular matrix organization. NCBI's taxonomy places the organism in Eukaryota, Metazoa, Chordata, Actinopteri, Siluriformes, Clariidae. The transcript has 24 exons.